AUGGACUCCAACACAGUGUCACCGAACUUGCUUGAGCUUACUCGAGCUCAUGUGGAAUCUUUUGACUACUUUUUAGACGAGGGGAAAAAUGCCAUAUUGAAGACGAUUCCCCCAAUGCACAUUAUCGACCCAGAGAAGAAUGAGAUCAUGACAGUAUCAAUCAAAACUAUUACCAUCGACAAACCCAUGUUCAACGGGAAACCCCUUUACCCAUUCAUGUGUCGUACUGCAGGCUUAAGUUAUUUGGGAGCCCUUCACAUCGUCUUUUCAGUCAUUCAAAAUGGUAUAGAGAAUGUGUUUAACGUCAAUGCUGGGGAAAUUCCAAUGAUGCUUUGCUCAGACAACUGUUGGUUAGGUACUGAUUUCAGAACACCACAAGACCGCAUUGAUAUUAGAGAAGACCCCCAUGAAAUUGGUGGCUAUUUCAUCAUCCACGGUGUCGAGAAGUACCUCAGAAUGAUCCUUUACGCCAAACCAAACCACCCAAUAGCUGUCGCACGUCCUUCAUGGGAAGGGAAAGGUGCUCAUUUUACGAAGUAUGGUGUAAUGAUUCGAUGUAUGAGGAAUGAUAUCACCACCUUGACGAAUACAAUGCAUUACUUAGACAAUGGGAAGGUCUGUGUCAGAUUCAUUUACAGGAAACAAGAGUUUUUCAUCCCCAUCAUCUUGUUAUUGAGGGUUUACACGGGGAUGUCUGAUCGAGAGAUAUUUGAGUUGGUGACUAUGGGGAAUAAAGAGAACUCCAAUUUGGUCAAUGCUGCCGAGCUUUUAGUGCGACGAGAGAGUGGCAGUAUCUUAAACACGUUGAACACAACAGAACAAAUUUUGGCAUUUAUUGGACAGAAAUUUAGGGUUGUGAUGGUGACGGGGGCUGAAUUGACUGAUGCACAAGCUGGGAAGUAUAUACUUGAUGAAUUCGUCUUUGUACAUUUAGACAGUUAUGCUCAGAAAGCUGAUUUGUCCAUUUUCAUGUUACAGAAACUCUUUGCCUUUGUCAAUGGAGAAAUCGAUGAAGAGUCUGUCGACACUCCAAUGACACAAUCGAUCUUGUUAGCUGGUCAUUUGUAUCAAACUGUUUUCAAAGAUGAGCUCAAUUCGUGUUUAAUGAGGAUCCGGAUGAUGGUUCUAAAAGACUGGCACAAUGAACGAAAGCGGUCGAAAUUGACUGAAAAGGGUGUUCAAUCGAGGAUCAUUGAAAGUGGUGCGAACGGCCUUUCGAAGAGGAUGCAAACAUUUAUUGCGACGGGUAACUUUGCGCCAACGGGGACAAACGAUUUGCAACAAGAGAAUGGCUUUUCUAUUACCGCAGAACGUCUGAACCACUCGAGAUUUUCAAGUCACUUUGUAUCCGUGCAUAGAGGUGCCUUCUAUACCACAAUGAAGACUACUGCUAUUAGAAAAUUAGUUCCUGAGUCGUGGGGAUUCAUGUGUCCCGUUCAUACGCCUGAUGGAGCUCCAUGUGGGUUGUUGAAUCAUCUUGCGUGCAGUUGUAGGAUUAAUGCUCGCUUCCAUCCUCUUCCCGAUGAGACGACUAUUCGACUUUGUACACAACUUGGGAUGAUCUCGUCACAAUUUAUGACGCUGCCAUCUAUUUAUAUUCCAGUCUUGAUGAAUGGGAAAGUUAUUGGAAAGGUAGCUCCUCAUGAUAUCAAUGCAUUUGUACAGAAAUUGCGAUAUGAAAGAGCAAUGAGCAACCCGAUGUUACCAAACACAUUGGAGAUUGGGUACUGUGACGGCUAUUUACACGACGGAUACCACGCGCUCUAUUUGAAUGAUAUGCCGGGCCAAAUGGUGCGACCUAUUCGCCAUCGAUUGACGGGGAAAACGGUGUAUAUUGGGCCAUACGAACAAGUCUUUUUGGACAUCAAGUGUGGGAAUGCCAUAGAAGGGAUGGACAAAUCGGAGUAUGAAGAGAUCUCCGAGAUGAAUUCAUUGUCAUUACUUGCGACAACGAUUCCGUUCUGCCACAUGAAUCAGUCACCAAGAAACAUGUAUCAGUGCCAAAUGGCCAAACAGACUAUGGGGUUCCCUAUGAUGGCGUAUAAGUACAGAUCGGACUCCAAAUUGUUACUCCUCCACUACCCACAACGGUCUUUGUGUCAAUGCACUUUAAUGGAACCGUUUGGAUUCAAUGAGUUGCCCACGGGUACUAAUGCUGUUGUUGCAGUCAUAUCAUACACUGGGUAUGAUAUGGAAGACGCUUUGAUCAUUAAGAAGACUUCAAUUGAGAGAGGGUUUGGGCAUGGGAGUCAGUACAAAGCGUAUAAAAUCGACCUUACUAAAGAACAAACACAGAUGAUAUCCGGGCUGAACCCUAAAGGGGAGUUGUAUGACGAACACUUGGACUUUGAUGGUCUUCCACGCCCUGGUGAGAUCUUUGAGAACUCGCCGAUCUAUUCUGAAAUUGAUAAGAUCACGGGAGUAGUCAAGACUAAGAAAUUGAUGGGAGAGAAAGGAUAUAUUGAGAGCGUCACUAUUGUGGGGAACGAUAAGAAGGAAGCGGGUCAACAACAAGCCGUUGUCCGAGUGAGAUACAACAGAACGCCAGUGAUUGGAGAUAAGUUCUCCUCAAGACAUGGACAGAAAGGAACGUUGUCUGUGCACUAUGCUGAAAAGGAUAUGCCAUUCACGGAGAGUGGAAUGACACCAGACAUUUUAAUUAAUCCGCACGCUUUCCCGUCUCGUAUGACGAUUGGAAUGUUGAUUGAAAGUAUGGCGUCGAAAGUCGGGGCUUUGAAAGGGGAAUAUCAAGAUGGUACGCCGUUCAAGUUUGAUGAGCAGAACAGAGCCGUUGAAUACUUUGGGAAACAACUGUUGAAAUAUGGAUACAACUACUACGGAAGUGAACCAAUGUAUUCGGGUAUCACAGGAACAGAAAUGCAGACAGAUAUCUAUAUUGGCGUUGUCUACUACCAACGACUUGUCCAUCAGGUGAAGGAUAAAUACCAAGUCAGAAGCACUGGACCAGUCAAUCCUUUGACACAACAGCCAGUUAAAGGAAGAAAGAGAGGUGGAGGAAUUAGACUCGGGGAGAUGGAGAGAGACUCGUUACUUGGACACGGAACAGCUGCGUUGGUUGAAGAUAGAUUCUUACAGUGCUCAGACAAGUCGUACCACUACGUCUGUAAAAAGUGUGGAUCAAUGGUCUCCAUCUAUAAAAACACGGAGUUGGAUAGAAUGGUAUGUGCGUCGUGUGGCCAAAAUAGCGCAAUCAAAAAGAUCCAAGUGCCUUAUGUCUUAAGGUACUUGGCUUCGGAACUUGGAGCAAUGAACGUCAGACUAAGGUUAAAGACUGCAAAUUGA
Messenger RNA from Entamoeba invadens IP1, 3303 nucleotides. Its product is annotated as DNA-directed RNA polymerase I subunit RPA2, putative. Gene Ontology annotation, cellular component: RNA polymerase I complex; nucleus. Gene Ontology annotation, molecular function: DNA-directed RNA polymerase activity; ribonucleoside binding; DNA binding. Gene Ontology annotation, biological process: DNA-templated transcription. The transcript has a single exon. Lineage: Eukaryota; Evosea; Mastigamoebida; Endamoebidae. The record is from RefSeq and is a predicted model, not a curated record. The coding region runs from base 1 to 3303 and encodes 1100 amino acids.